UUCCUUACAAGUUCUCAAUUCCUCUUCCUCUUUCAUUUUCUCACUUUCUUGCCCAUUUUUUUUGUCGUUGAUCGGACCAGGCAAUCAGAGCCGUUCAUCAUGUCAAAUGAUCGAAACAAACGCGAGACCAUAACUCGGAGGCUCAACAACUCAGCUCCAUCACCUCGCCAGACGGCCAAGUUUUUGACGGCAACCACACUGGGGGCAAUGUUUCUUUUCUUGUCAGGGUUAACCUUUACUGGCACAGUGAUCGCUCUUGUCAUGGCGACACCACUCAUGGUGUUGUUCAGUCCGGUUGUCGUCCCAGCUGGGCUAGCCAUCUUGCUUGUCACAACCAGGUUCUUGUUCUCAGGUGGGUGCGGCGUGGCGGUCAUCACCGCGUUGUCGUGGGUCCAUAAUUACGUUCAAGGUAAGCAUAAUACCCCGCCAGGAGCUGCGGACGAUUUGGAAUAUUCAAGGAUAUGAUAAUAUGAAGGAUCUCGAUCUACAAGUGUUGAAUUUACUGUCUGGUUUGGUGUGUUUUUGAUCCAAAUUUGCAUGCAUACACCGUAAAUAAUAUGUUUAUGGGGUUUAUAAUUUGUAACAUUACAUGCUUUUCUCGGGUUCUCUUUUGUUGCUGAUUAGAUUCAUUUUUGUUCUUAUUUUUUUAAAUUAUUACUUUUUGUCUUCCGCAACUGAGUGUAAUUCCACGUACACAGGCAGUGCCAGGAGCUUGGUCCAAAUGGUAGAAUUUCAGUUCUCGUCCCUUAUAAAAUAAUAUAAUUAUAAAAUUACAUUUAGUCUCAGAAUUCAUAAUUUAAGUCUUACCUCCUUAAAAAAUAUUGGUCAAAUUCUACUAUUAUUCCCCGUGUUAUGCUUACAUUAUGAGUUUUAUACUUUA
Gossypium raimondii (Peruvian cotton) is the source of this 880-nucleotide messenger RNA. Its product is annotated as oleosin Ara h 15.0101. Gene Ontology annotation, biological process: lipid storage. Bases 100 to 465 code for a protein of 121 amino acids. The record is from RefSeq and is a predicted model, not a curated record. Gene Ontology annotation, cellular component: monolayer-surrounded lipid storage body; membrane. The transcript has a single exon. Lineage: Eukaryota; Viridiplantae; Streptophyta; Magnoliopsida; Malvales; Malvaceae.